Molecule: messenger RNA, 5246 nt
Organism: Lampris incognitus (smalleye Pacific opah)
Lineage: Eukaryota; Metazoa; Chordata; Actinopteri; Lampriformes; Lampridae
Gene: kitlga
Product: kit ligand a
Exons: 10
Coding region: 237-1064 (275 amino acids)
Biological process (GO): cell adhesion; positive regulation of cell population proliferation
Cellular component (GO): plasma membrane
Molecular function (GO): cytokine activity; stem cell factor receptor binding
Source: RefSeq, a predicted model, not a curated record
CACGCUGUGAACGUGCGCGUCUGGAUCUAAUAGAGUAGGCUGUAUCUAUGGUCCGGGCACCGAGUCCCCCUUAGCCUGCAGUUUGCAAGGUUUGAUGAGGUUCCGUUUCCACGCUUGGAUACUACUAACUUAGGCAUUGGAUAUGUGCACUCGGGAUGAUGAGAACCCCUUCCGUCCCCGUAGAAGUAAAAUAAAAUAGGCUUUCGCAUACAUUGGAUUUACUCCUCUCUUUCCAUAUGAAGAAGUCAAAAAUUUGGAUACACGUCUGUGUUCAUUUACUGCUGUACAUCACGCUUGGAGUCCAUUCAAGUGAAUUUGACAUCAACCCUGUGACAGAUGACAUCUCCAGACUCUCUGUUUUGAAACAGAACAUUCCUAAAGAUUACAAAAUUCCUGUACAUUACGUUCCAAAGGAAGAGGGUGGAAUGUGUUGGAUAAAAUUGAAUGUUUUCUAUUUGGAGGAGAGUUUAAACGAUUUGGCAAAUAAGUUUGGAAACAUUUCAUCCAACAGAAAAGAUAUAGACAUUUUUGUCCAAAUGCUACAAGAAGUGCGUCUCUACAUGGGGUCUGUGGAGCCAACAAUGUAUGAUUUUGAGUGCCACUAUAGAACAGAGAGGUGGCAGACAGCGCGAUACUUCGACUUUGUGAAAAAUUUCCUGAUAGCUGCACAGUACAGAGAUGAUUCAGUCGACUGUGAUCCACCUCCCUGCCCCACAACAUCAUACCCUACAAAAGCAACAACAAAGCAGUAUAUAACAGAUUCACCCUUGUCCUUUAAUCAAGGAAUAGACUGUGAUCCUACAACAACAGGCUGCAAAUCAUGGAAUGAACCUCUGAAGUUCCUGCCUAAGGUGGUAGAGCAAAGCCUUCUGUCAUUACUUUUCAUCCCUGUUGCAGUCGCUAUAUUUCUGCUGAUCUGGAAGGUCAGAUCAAGGAGGAACCAGGGAGACCCUGAACAGAAUCCUGGAGAAGGAGGGCUCUUCACGGGGACCGAAGGGACUGCACCUCCACUAGAUUCUGAGAUAUCGGAAAAAAACAAGUUGAAUGUGAUUGAAACAGUGUAAUCCUUCCACUCUUCAAAUUUCCUCAACAACAUUGGCCUCCAUUCUUUUAUUGGUGUACAAAGAAGAAUAAAAUUAACAUGAAGCUGAACCCCGCAGGGAUAUCUCAGAAGAGAAAGAGCUAAUUAUGAAUUCUGUCCAUCAACUCUCAAAAUUGACAAUGGCAUUGCUAUUACAGAGAAUUUUAUUUUCCAGUUAAAUCACAUCUGCUACUAAAUGGAUAAGCUUGCCUUUCUUAUUACUAUAACAUUACACCCAUCAUGCUUUCAAAAGAGGCAUGAAAUUUAGCAGAAAGGAUUUUGAACUGUAAACUCUUCACCUACUCCAAACUCCUUGGAUUUUCUUGCAUUUGUAAAUCACCCAUCACAACCUGCUGUUUGGGAACAUUUUGCUUCCAAAGCGCUUCCUGUAGGCACUUUUGCUGGAGCUGGCCUGUGUGUUGCACAUCCUACUGCCCUGCAUUCUCACACCCCUUUCCCCAAUCCCUUUUCAAUGGCAAAGCAGAGAGACUGACAUAUCUUCUGAUGGACUUGAGGCAUGAAUACUACCUCUGGUCACCAUUAUGUUAACUGUGCUCCAAACACCUCUGCAUACUUCCAUUAUUUGUUAUGGGUAUCCUAAAGAGCAUAUUGUAAAACAAUGUAGUAAGAUGUAUUCACAUUCUCUGAUGUUAGACAUGUACCCAAGAGGCUGUAUGAUGUAUUAAUUUAUUGCAGGCAGCACUACGGUGCUACUGUUGAUGAGACAACUGACAAAAUGUCAAGAGAUUGUUGAAGAGUAUCCUCUGUAAGGAGAACCGCAUCUACAAGGACACAUUUAAAGGACAGUGUAUACAUCUAAGUGGUUUCAAGUUCUAUAAUGUCAAUCCCACACAGAGGUUACCCUAAAGCCUAAAACCCCAUUCCUGUACAAGUGAAAUUUCCUUGUAUGAUGGUGUAAUUAUUGAUGUAUGACUGGAGUUAUGUGAUUGUGUGAAUGGAUAAUGUACAGUAGAGAGAACAUGCAAACAAAAUGUGCUGCUUUAACUAACUGACCAUUAAGAUCAUUGCCAGAAUCAAACUGCAACAACAUUCUACCAAUCAAAAUCAGGGCGGAAUAACAUGUAUCCAGGUUUUUUGACGCAAAAGACUGGGACUCGGAAAGGGGUUGCUGAUUAUCUUCAGAGUAGGUGAAAAACAGGUAUUGGUGUCCCAAAGACAUUUGCAGUGGGGAAUUUUUUUUCUUUUUGUACCCCAUGUCUAUUGCAACUUAAAUUGCAAAACUGUUAUGAAAAUAAAUCUUGAUACUUACUCCUAUCAAAAAAAAAAGAAAAAAAAUCUGAAGAAGGAAAGAGCUGUUUAUAGUUCAGGGACAGGCAUGCGAAUAAGUUUUAACAAUGGGACUAAGAGUUGAAAAAAGAACAAAUCUACAAAUACUUUGGGGAACUUGUGCCAAACUACAAGUUCAAAGUGUUCCACAGUUCCAGCGUUGCACAGUUUAUUCAGAGCAAUCGUGUACACUGGCCAACCCAUAAGCUUGGCCUGCUAACUCACCAGGGUGAGUUCUGUAUAUUAGUGGCUAGAAAAAUUGUCUUUUUUCUUGGCUUGGCUUUGUGUGUUAUUAAUGUCGUGCUAGAACAGUAAAACUGUACACAAUAAAACAUUUGUAGAACUUCAAAUAAAACUACCAUGUUCAGAAAUUGGGUUCCAGGACACACAACAAAGAUAUCUCCAAAACCCCAGAAAGCUGCCAUAUGUAAACAACAUGCAAACCUAACUAUUGAUUUUGCCCCUACAUUGCCCAGUUGCUCCAUAUCACAUACACCAAUAAGAGUGUCAUUUGUUUAAGAUGUUGACCUGUAGCACAACAGUGCAACAUUAAAAGAAAGUUACACAUUGUAAUGUGAUUUCAUUAAAUGUGAUGACUUUUGGAAAUUCAACAAAUUAUUCAUAAAAUUUUUUGCCUCAAAUAGGUAAAGAUCCAUGCAAAUGUUGAGUGUUCCUUUAGUUGUGAUGGUGAGGUACUUGUGCAGCAGUUAGUAUGCUGUAUAUCUUGCCAUAGAAUGUAGCAAUCAAAGAAGUCUUCAGGCCUGUUGAGAUCAUAAGUGAUGAGGGUUCCCCUGCCCUGUUCGCUUCAGGCAGUUUCAAAUUGAACGAGUAAUGCUGGGAUCAGACUACACGAUAUUUUUGCCUUUCACGAUGUUGUUCACCAUGUCAGAUUAGGCAAUCAUAGUGCCAUAAAUUCUUGCCGUGUCUUGGCCGGGAGACUGGCAACACUACAAGUAUGACCACGACCAAUCAUCAUAUGCGGCCUUUCAUGAUCUUCUUGCCUGAGUUCAUAGGUCAUUGGGCAGGAGGGUCAAGAAAUUAUCAAUCAUUUUAAGGAAUGGUUGGCAACCCUACUUGGUAAAGACACUUGUUCAUCAUUCACAAUCGGGUCCGGAACUGGAAAUUUGUCGGUGAUGACAAAAUCAUGUCAAAAUGGGGCUGAAUUCGUGUAGUCUGAUGCCGCCAUUAGACUAGCUGAGAUCAUGUGCACCCUGCCACAGUAACAAAAGAUUAUCAGUUCUUUGAUUACUGAAGGAGGAUAGCUACCGUUUUAAAAACAUCUGGAAAAAAAAAACCUUAAGAGGGUCUUUCACAGUUAAGGUAAAUAAAUGUAUUUUAUGCUGUAGUGAUUUAGCUGACACACUUGUUCAGAUCAAAUCAGUGAGCAGGUAUAGGGGUUUGGUAUCCUGCACUAUGACAGAAAAAAUGUUCUAACCCCCAGGCCACCCUGCUGCAAACAAAUUGUGUAUCAUUACAAGGAGAGGGGGGAAGUUAGAGGUCACAUACAUCUGCUCCUGUAUCUAGUUUAAAUACUUCUAUUAUGUCUGUGGUCUUUAAAUUUUACAAUGUCCAAUUUUGGGUUUUGUGCCUUGUUUGAAAAUCGUGAUUGACUCCAUGUGUAACUGUCAAAGCCUGCUUAAGUUUUUGUGUGGUUGAAGAAAGUUGAGACACUUUUACAGGGCAGAUUAGGACAACGUUACCGCAAACAUCCAACAUGAUUUAUCUUGUCAAGUGAUAGACCAACAUGCUCCUUCUCUUUUUUUCUGCGGCUAUCAACGCAACCUAUAGGGGCAGAGGUAGGCACAAAUACACCCCCCCCCAGAUCCCUACUCAAAUGAGAAUGUUCUAGAAGAGAAGUGCUACAGUAUGUCCAAAGACUUGCAACAGAAUAAAUUACAGUGACUGUGACGUUUCUGUCUGUAUGUCUACAUUUUAGCCUUUAUAAACUUAAGGACAUAAUUAUCCUGGUAAACCUGUUAAUUUCAUGUGUAUUUGGGACUAUGCUGUUGGGAAUUUCCUUUUAGGAGAGUAAUAUUUAUUGUGCGAAACUGAGUCUGUGUUUAAAAAAAAAAGUAUACCACAUUGGUGUUCAUAUAGUUCCAGAGCAGCAGUAUAUUUCAGCAUAAAUAGCUGAAAAUGCUUUGUGCGGCUGAGUAUUGUUUGUAGUGUUUAACGUGUGAGAGAAUGUUAUUGAUUCAAUAAAUUCAAAUGUUUUUGGACAACAUUUGGAACAAAAUUUAGGGCAGUUUAGACCUGACACUUUGACCUCAGUAACCUUUGUUUUUUUUUUGUUUUUUUUUCUCCAUCUAUGUGAAGACAAUUAUGCACAGUGCCCACCAUUCUAACAGACAAAUAAACAGGCUAGAGAUAAACAAGCAAACAAACUUUAUAGUUUUCAUUUUUUUUGUUAGUUUUUCUUUUCUUUUCCUUUUUCUACAGUCUAUCGAUAUAUCUUGAGCUGCAACAGGUCUAAGCUGUGAACGAAAACAUGGUCUCCCAUUUUCCUGUCCAUUUGAGAGCUUACAAGCACAGUCAGCGCAAUGCAUGGAAGCCAGCAGAUGCAUAACAUGCAUUUGUAAAGAGAAUAAUUGCCCUGAAGUACUGUUCCCAUAUGGGUUCUCUUGCAAUGUCUGACCCUAGAUGUUCUGAGAGAGAGGAAGGUGAACUGCAUGCUGAACAGCGCUUUCAGACGCAAGCGAUUUAGUCAACUCCCACUCAAGUGGGAGAAGCAAAUGGCUCUUGGCAGGAAAUAAAUCUGGGUGCCAAAAUGAAAUUGUAAUUAUUGCCCAGUUUAUGUCCUGGGUGAAACUCUACUGUAUUCUGUAUUUUUGUAUAAAUAUAAACAAACAUAUAUGAGAGCUGAAUAAAGUACAUGUAU